Messenger RNA from Parasteatoda tepidariorum (common house spider), 1089 nucleotides. RefSeq names its product pyrroline-5-carboxylate reductase 2. NCBI's taxonomy places the organism in Eukaryota, Metazoa, Arthropoda, Arachnida, Araneae, Theridiidae. Gene Ontology annotation, biological process: L-proline biosynthetic process. Gene Ontology annotation, molecular function: pyrroline-5-carboxylate reductase activity. The record is from RefSeq and is a predicted model, not a curated record.
UUAAUCCACCUGUAGAAUAAUUUUAUAGCCGUCAAUAUUGACUGUACUUUAUCAUAAGACAAUAAUUCUAGGACAUUCACAAAAAGUUUCUUCAUUCAAAACAGUGUGUCUAGUACAGUAUUUUUCUGUUGUUAGUUAUACGAGAAGUUUUAAAUAUGUAUUCAAAACUUUACGAUAAAAGUGUAAUGCGAAUUGGCUUUAUUGGCGUUGGACGAAUGGCGCAAACUUUAGCUAAAGGCAUUAUAAGUGGAGAGCUUGCACAACCAGAGAAGAUCCUUUGCAGUUGUCCUAGAGUUGAUGUUCAAUUACUGGAGCAGAUGAGAAAAUUGGGCUGCCGUACAACUGCAGACAACGGUGAUGUAGCUGAACAUGCAAGAGUUUUGAUUCUCGCUAUAAAACCCCCAGUUGUACCAUCUGUUUUGAAGGAGAUCACCCAGUACAUAACUCCUCAACAUUUAGUCAUCUCUGUAGCUAUGGGAAUUACAACACGACAGAUAGAGCAGGUUCUCCCACCGAAAUCCCGAGUGAUCAGAGUCAUGCCAAACACGCCAGCUUUAGUGAGGGAAGGAUGUUCCGUGUUUUCGUGUGGUAAGAACAUACUGGAGGAAGAUCCAGGUCUUGCCCAUAAAAUAUUCUCUAGUGUUGGUAUUUGUGAUCAAAUAGAGGAAGACUUAUUGGAUGCUGUCACUGGUCUCAGUGGAAGUGGUCCUGCUUAUGCUUAUAUGGCGAUUGAAGCCUUAGCAGAUGGAGGUGUUAAGAUGGGUAUAAGACGAGAUCUGGCAGUAAAAUUAGCCGCUCAAACAUUACUGGGAUCUGCAAAAAUGGUCCUUGACACACAACAACAUCCAGGUUCCCUUAAGGAUGAUGUAUGCUCACCUGCAGGAACUUCAAUACAAGCAGUCCACGAAUUGGAGAAAAGUGGAUUCAGAUCUGCACUUAUUUCUGCAGUAGAAUCUGCAACGCGUAGGUCAAAAGAAACAGGAGGAAUGCUCUCAUAAGAGAUCAUAUUUUACUUUGCAAUUUUAUAUGUGAUGUAAAUUUGUAUUUAUUAUAGCCAAGCUCAAUAUUAAAGAGAAUUUUUUAAAUCUA